Molecule: messenger RNA, 2985 nt
Organism: Manihot esculenta (cassava)
Lineage: Eukaryota; Viridiplantae; Streptophyta; Magnoliopsida; Malpighiales; Euphorbiaceae
Exons: 3
Coding region: 1-2985 (994 amino acids)
Source: RefSeq, a predicted model, not a curated record
AUGGCAGUAGGUGCUACACCAGCAACUCUAGCAUGCUUUCCAUGUGGGCCAUCCUGGCCUCAAUUCUGUCCAUGCGUGUUGCUUCUAUCUGUGCAGCUGCUGGAGGUUGCUGGUCUGGUUGUGGGGCUGGUGGAGGGUCUGCCUGCUGGGUUGGAGAUGGGUCUGCCUGCUGGUGUGCUUGCUGAUAGGCCUGCUGGUUGCUGUUGUGUGAUGCCCAAACAUUCUUUCAUGUCUCAGGACAAUUGGACUUGCAAGGAAAAUGCAAAAGAUGCUGCCCAUUUUAUGCAGCAACAAGAAGUUUUUGAGAAGAAGAAGAAUUGUCAUGGAGAGGGAUACCCGUUCACGUGGGAGCAUAGCAGAAACAGUGGUAGUUGGGUGGAAUCUAAGUUGGAUCGUGUUCUUACUAAUACUCAAUGGCGUGCCAGGUUCUCUAAUUCUUCAGCUGAAGUGAUGGGUUUCUCUACAUCUGACCAUUUGCCUAUCCUGCUUUCUUCUUCUAACAUGGAUGCUGCGGGUAAGCUUGAGGCUUGUCGUUCUGCUCUCAAAUCUUGGGGUAUAAAUCUUCUUCUUAAGCACAAAGUGGAGAUGGAUGAGUGCCUUGCUAUCAUGUCCCGUUUACGUCUACAAGAACAUAUAACUGAGUUUUUACGAGCUAAAGCCCGCUUCUUUCACCUCCUAAAUCUCUGUGAGAUCUUCUGGAAGCAGCGGGCCAAGCAAUUUUCGCUUAAGGAGGGUGAUGCUAAUACUCGUUUUUUCCACCAGUCUGCCAGUGCUCGAAAAAGGAAAAACACGAUUGUCAAACUGCUGGAUGAUUCAAAUGUAUGGCGGGACAGGAAUUCGGGGUUGGAGGGUGUGAUGACUGAUUACUUUAUGACCCUUUUUACUUCCCACAGUUGUAAUUCUGAACAUGUUUUGCAGUGUGUCCCGACGUUAGUAUCACAGGAUCAUAAUGCUUCUCUCUUAGCGCCAUACAGUUGUGAUGAGGUAAGGUCUGCAGCCUUUUCCAUGAAAAUUGAUAAAUCCCCUGGGCUAGAUGGUUUCAAUCCUGGUUUUUUCCAGCAGUAUUGGGAUAUUAUAGGAGAUGAUAUAUCUAGUUUUUGCAUUGAGUGUCUGCAUUCCGGGUCUAUUCCUCUAAAGUUGUAUGAGACGGCUUUAGUUUUGAUUCCAAAGAAGUUUGUGCCUGAGCGAAUGAGCGACUUGCGUCCUAUAGCCCUCUGCAAUGUGGUCUAUAAGAUCAUCACUAAGAUGAUAGUUAAUCGGCUUAAGUCCCUUCUGCCCACCAUCAUCUCGGAGAGUCAGAGUGCUUUUAUUGCUGGUCGAAGUAUUCAGGAUAAUAUAAUCUUAGCUUUUGAGGCCUUGCAUGGUUUUAAAGGGCAUCAAAGGAAAAAAGAGUUUUCUGGGGCCCUCAAAAUGGAUAUCAGCAAGGCCUAUGAUAGACUUGAGUGGGGUUUCAUUCGGGAUAUGCUUCUUCGGCUGGGUUUUGCGCAACAAUGGGUUGCUUUGCUGUUCCCUUGUAUCUCCACUGUUCGUUAUUGGAUCCUGCAUGAUAGCAAGGAGUUAGGCCCUAUUGUUCCUACAAGGGGAUUGAGGCAAGGAGACCCCUUAUCGCCGUACUUGUUUAUUCUUUGUGCUGAGGGGCUUUCCCGUCUCCUGCAAAAUUGUAUAAGCAGUGGAAGCCUUCAGGGGUAUAGGGUUUCUCGGGGUGGCCCGCAGAUUUCUCACCUUUUUUUCGCAGAUGAUAGCUUGAUCUUCUUCCGAGCAAGUGUUCAGGAGGCUUUGGAACUCAAGCGUAUCCUUCGCAUGUAUGAAAAUGCAUCUGGACAGGUGAUAAACCUUCAGAAAUCAUCUAUCUCCUUUAGUAGGUACACUCCUGUGGCUCUUCGGGUCUCUGUAUGCUCAGUACUUCAGGUUGAGGAGAAACCAGAUUUUGGAAAUUAUAUAGGACUUCCUUCUCAUGUUGGAAAUAAUAAGAGGAAAGUGUUCAGUUUUGUUAAGGAUAGAUUGUGGAAAAGGCUGAAUUCUUGGAAGCAUCGGGCACUGUCUCAAGCAGGUAAGGAGGUUCUCUUGAAAACAGUCCUCCAAGCUUUGCCAAACUAUGUGAUGAGCUUAUUUUUACUUCCUCGGACUCUUUGUGAUGAACUGCAACGCAUGAUGACUAGAUAUUGGUGGAGUAUGGGGGCGGAUCAAAAUCGGGGUAUUCAUUGGCUGGGUUGGCACAGAAUGGCAAAGCACAAAUCUGAUGGCGGGCUAGGUUUCAAAAUUCUUCAUAAGUUUAACUUGGCCAUACUUGGGAAGCAGGGCUGGCACAUUAUCAACAGGCCUCAGUCCUUAGUGGCUCGUGUCCUUAAGGCCCGCUAUUUUUCGACACAAUCUUUCUUUGAAGCUCCUUUGGGAAGUAACCCUAGUUUUUUGUGGCGCAGCAUAUGGGAAACUCGGGGUCUGAUUCGAGCUGGGGCUUAUUGGAGGAUUGGGAAUGGUCAGUCAGUUUCAGUCUGGGGGCAACCCUGGUUGAGAGAGCUGCCUGAGUCCCUGGUUUCCACAACCCCUCCUUUGAACUAUGCUAGAGUUGUUGUUUCAGAUCUCAUAAUUAACCACAGAUGGAACGAGAGUUUAAUUGCACAGAUGUUCAACGAAAGAGAUAGAAGUUGUAUUUUGAACAUCCCUCUUAGUCUUUCAUCGUGUUCUGAUACAUGGUGCUGGAAAUUCGAGUCCAAAGGUCACUAUUCGGUUAAGAGUGCAUAUAGGUUCCUGGUUGAUGGCUUUCAACAUAGGGAAGGGAGCGAGAUAUGGAAAAGGUUCUGGAAAGCUAAAGUUCCCCCAAAAGUGCUCAAUUUCUGCUGGCGGGCUCUAGUUAAUGUUGUCCCUUGCCUCUCGUCACUUCAGUCCAAGAGAGUCCCAGUUGAUCCUUCAUGCCCGUUGUGUCAUGUAGCCCCUGAGAAUGUCUUGCAUAUUUUGAUUCAGUGCCCUUUUGCCCGCAGCUGCUGA